UUGAAUGAUGUGUACUUGUUUCAAGUGGAGUUUAUUGUUUAGUGAGCAAUGUUUGAUUCGUCUCAUAUUGUCAUUGCUGCACAGAAGUGCUUGUGUGUCCGUAAGAAACGUAUAAAUUCGUCAACAUGUCUUAAUUUAACUGUUCAAAUUUUGGCCGUGGAUCUGGGCGUCAAAUAUGCCGUGCUGUACGACUGUAAUGCAGCAUCACCAGAACAAAUCCAGCUCUUCCUCAAAUCUCUGCAGGAAUUAGGAAUUGUGAAAAGUACACUUCGGGUGCUCUCCAUAGAUGACAACACAAUCAUUUUUAAUCCUACCGCAAUGGAGUCCUACCUGAAUGAACUGCUUCAAAACAAACGCGUGUUUCUUAUUGACAUAAGUCCCUCUAGAAAACAGCCGGUCUUGACUGGCUUUGAAGAAAGAACCGAGAAUAUGAUCAAAUCUCUUUCAGGAUUGAUCAUUAAUGGGGUGGACGAAAGCUCAUCAGUCAUUGUGGUGGAAAAUGAGUUUUAUGUUAAGUGGAACUUGUGCACUCUCUUUGGUAUCCUGUUAGGUUAUCCAGCCACUUACUGGUUUGACCAAACCAAGGGAUUUGACAAUUGUUUGUCUAUGAUACCACUGGCAGCGUGCACUGUUCGUGUCAAGUGGCAGAUAAAUGACAUAAAUCAUUGCAGUUGUCUGUACUCAUUCAGUAUUCCUGAUGAACUGUGGGGGGAAUUACAAACUCACAUGCAGCAGUGGACUGAGAGUCUGAGAGAAAGAUUUAACAAACAGACAAUUUUGUCCGAUUUCUGCUUUACUAGGGAUAUUAUUACUUUACCUGCCGUGACUCUGUGACCAAACCACUGAUUUUUCAUGUUAAUAAUACAAACUGAUAAUAAACUAUUUUGCUAAAUUGUCA
Misgurnus anguillicaudatus (oriental weatherfish) is the source of this 898-nucleotide messenger RNA. RefSeq names its product chromosome 8 C1orf74 homolog (gene c8h1orf74). The record is from RefSeq and is a predicted model, not a curated record. Lineage: Eukaryota; Metazoa; Chordata; Actinopteri; Cypriniformes; Cobitidae.